Messenger RNA from Trichoderma virens Gv29-8, 612 nucleotides. RefSeq lists its product as uncharacterized. NCBI's taxonomy places the organism in Eukaryota, Fungi, Ascomycota, Sordariomycetes, Hypocreales, Hypocreaceae. Gene Ontology annotation, cellular component: cyclin-dependent protein kinase holoenzyme complex; nucleus. The transcript has 2 exons. Gene Ontology annotation, molecular function: protein kinase binding; cyclin-dependent protein serine/threonine kinase regulator activity. Gene Ontology annotation, biological process: regulation of cyclin-dependent protein serine/threonine kinase activity. The annotation marks the transcript as partial. The record is from RefSeq and is a predicted model, not a curated record.
CAAGUGUCAAAACGGGCCAGGCCUGAGGAACGACCUCCCAUUAUCUUGCCUCAGAAAUAUGAGUUCUGUCCUGUAGAGCACAUGGUCGAGCUCAUUGCGCACAUGUUGGGAGAGUUGAUUGCCACCAAUGACGCCAUUCGCAUAUCAAGCGGUGGUCUGACGCGGUUUCACUCUAGAACCCCCCCUGGCAUCUCGGUCAGGGACUAUCUUCAUCGUCUUGCUCGACAUGCCACUCUCACACCACCUCUACUCCUAGCCAUGGUCUAUUAUAUUGACCGGCUCUGCGCUUUAUAUCAAGAAUUCACCAUAAACACCCUCACCGUCCACCGAUUUCUAAUCACCGCUGCCACCGUUGCCGCCAAGGGCCUUUCCGACUCCUUUUGGAACAAUACCACCUACGCACGGGUUGGCGGUGUGCGUGUCGCUGAACUGAGGCUCCUCGAGCUCGAGUUUCUCUACAGAGUCGACUGGAGAAUUGUGCCGAACCCGGAAAUCCUGGUGGCCUACUACCAAGGUCUUGUCCAAAGAGCCCCCGGGUAUGAGCUCGAAUCAGACGGGUCGACCGAGAACGAAGACGAUGAGAACGACGACGACGACGACGACGACAUCGAC